AUGACUUCCCGGCACGAGGAAAGCAAUUCAAUACCAGAAAGCGUCGAACUUUCCGGCCGCGGUCCCUCAGCUGAGCACCAAUCCGAUGAAUGUACGGCGUCAGCAUCCGAUUUCCACAGUCGAGCACAGAAUGCACUGCCUCCGACAGAUCAAGGACUCGGAGCGUGGAUAAGUCUAGCGGGAGCAUUUGCCAGCGGUGCACUCAUCUGGGGAUUCGCAUUCUCCUUUGGGGUCAUGCAAGAGUACUACACCAACAAUGAGCCUUUUGCGUCCAAACCMAAAGGUAUUGCCGCGAUUGGAACGACAUGCACAGGUCUGAUGUAUUUGACCAUGCCAAUCUUUCUUUCAGCAUUCCAGAGAUGGCCACGAGCGAGGAAUUAUUCAAUGUAUGCUAGCUUGCCCAUGGUGACUGCUUCACUGAUUGGUGCUUCGUUCGCGCAGAACGUACCCCAUCUCAUUGCUUGUCAGGGAAUCUUUUAUGCACUGGCUGGAAACGCAUUGGUCAUGCCGAAUAUCAACUUCAUCAACGAGUGGUUCGUGAGGAAGAGGGGUCUUGCUAUUGGUGUCACGAUUGCCGGGGAUGGAGUGGGCGGCAUUGUCAUGCCGUUGCUGUUGCAAGCGCUGCUUGGACGAUUGGGAUUCCGCUGGGCCCUCAGAAUCGUGGCGGCCAUCAUUCUCGUGCUCUCUGCACCUUUKGUACUCCUCGUCAAGCCUCGACUUCCAAUCUCCGCGACCCAUGUCUCUCCUCGGUUGGACGUUUCAUUCUUGAGCAAGCCAAUGUUCUGGACAUUUGAGCUCUUCAACACGAUCCAAGCACUCGGGUACUUCCUCCCAGUCAACUAUCUUCCAUCCAUUGCCGAAUCUUUUGGUCUGAGCGCCACUCUCGGCUCACUCACAGUCCUGAUGGUCAAUCUGGGCAUGGUUUUUGGUUGUAUAGGUGUUGGUUCUUUGGUCGACCGUUUUGAUGUGACAACGGUUAUGUUGUUCGUGGGCGCCAUCUCAGGCAUAACGGUGUUUUGCAUCCUUGGAUUUACGACAUACAUCGUACCAUUGUACAUCUUCAGCUUGAUGUAUGGCAUGAGUGCUGGUGCUUACUCCACCAAUUGGGGUGGCAUGAUCAAAGACAUUCAAAAGUGGAACGAGGGCGCCGAUGCCAAUUUGGUGUUUGGACUGCUUGCGGCCGGAAGAGGAUUUGGGUCCAUCAUCUCGGGUCCCCUGAGUGAGGCUUUACUUGCAGAUGGCAGGGUGUGGGGCGAUGCUGCUCCAUCUGCGUACUCUAGCGAGUAUGGUCCAAUCAUCAUCUUUUCGGGGUGUACUGCACUUGUCGGAGGCUUCAGCUGGUUUGUGAGAAAAGCUGGUUUGAUGUGA
Messenger RNA from Ramularia collo-cygni, 1368 nucleotides. Its product is annotated as related to monocarboxylate transporter. Bases 1 to 1368 code for a protein of 455 amino acids. Gene Ontology annotation, biological process: transmembrane transport. The transcript has 2 exons. The record is from RefSeq and is a predicted model, not a curated record. NCBI's taxonomy places the organism in Eukaryota, Fungi, Ascomycota, Dothideomycetes, Mycosphaerellales, Mycosphaerellaceae. Gene Ontology annotation, molecular function: transmembrane transporter activity. Gene Ontology annotation, cellular component: fungal-type vacuole membrane.